Amborella trichopoda is the source of this 829-nucleotide messenger RNA. Its product is annotated as dormancy-associated protein homolog 3. Lineage: Eukaryota; Viridiplantae; Streptophyta; Magnoliopsida; Amborellales; Amborellaceae. The record is from RefSeq and is a predicted model, not a curated record.
CUCCCUCUCUCUCUCUCUAUCAUUUUCUCUCUCUUCAAUCAUUUUGGGUCUCUCCCAUCCUUUGGGAUCUUCUCUCUCCUCUCCUCCCAUCCAAUUUCUGAGAAUUUUCCAGUCUCUCUCUAUCAACUUUCACACUUUCUCUCUCUUCUGAUACUUUUUGCACCAUGGGUCUUUUGGAUAAGCUCUGGGAUGACACCCUCGCCGGACCACAGCCGGAUAAUGGGCUCAGCAAGCUCAGGAAAUACUCCAGUUUUACGGCGAGAUCAAGCUCUGAUGAGGAUCACCACCACCGCAACCAGGUUUCUCAUAGUAUCACCAUUAAGAAGCCAUCGAAUCUGAGGAACCUGUCUCUAGACUCGGCUUCAACCCCUUCCACCCCCUCUUCUGCCCCUGAAUCUCCUGGUUUAUGGACUCCACGAGGUGAUUUAAGGAGAUUUAGGAUGAAAUCCACGUCCGAAGCUCUUGAGAAGGCCGAACCGAGGAGCCCAACAGUGGUUGUGAUCAGUGCCUUGGACCGAUGAAUCAAGGUACUGUGGUUUUGGUUAAGGCUCCCUUUGUGGGUGUCUCGGCAACAAUGAGUCUCAGAAGAAAAUGGAGUUUUUGUUAAAGCCACUGUAGAAAGAUAAAGGAGUGUGAUAUUGUAAUUAUUUUUCUUUUUGCUUGUUUGUUCUUCCUCUUUUGUAAAAUAUGUCUGAAGAGGUUGUUGUUUCAACCUCAAAUGUACAAUUUGCUUUUGGUGUCUUCUCAAAUUGUACAUGCCCCAUCUGUAACACCUUGUACUCAACUUAUAUUGGUUUCCUUUCUUUCUUGAAAUGAUCUGUAUUGCCUC